AUGUCAAACAGCAACACAGCGCAGGAGUCUCUGGAAAUAAUGAAGGAGUCUGAAAAAAAGGUAGUUGAGGAAUCUGUGAACAAAACCAAAUACGUAUCCAGGUCACCAAGCAAGGAGGAGGUGGAGAAGGAUGGCGGGGAGGAGGUCAGCGUGCGCCAGGAGUCUCAGAGGCGAACUUCAAGUCAUGGACAUGCCAGAAAAAGAGCCAAGUCUAAUUCAAAGCUUAAACUGGUCAGGAGUUUGGCUGUAUGUGAAGAAUCGUCUAGCCCCUUUGUAGAUGGGCUGCUGGAGUCCCAGGACAUCAUUCAGUUGCACGUCAGCUGCCCCUCUGACAAAGAAGAGGAAAAGUCCACGAAAGAUGGGGCUGAGAAAGAAGAAAAAGACAAGAAUAAAGAAAAGGCACCAAGGAAAAUGCUGUCUCGAGAUUCCAGCCAGGAAUAUACAGACUCCACUGGAAUAGAUUUGCAUGAAUUUUUAGUAAAUACACUGAAAAAAAACCCACGGGAUAGAAUGAUGCUACUAAAGUUAGAACAGGAGAUUCUGGAAUUUAUUAGUGAUAACAACAAUCAGUUUAAGAAGUUCCCUCAGAUGACCUCAUACCAUAGGAUGCUGCUACACCGGGUAGCUGCCUACUUCGGCAUGGACCAUAACGUUGACCAAACCGGGAAGGCGGUCAUUAUCAACAAGACCAGUAACACACGAAUCCCUGAGCAGAGGUUCUCUGAGCACAUCAAAGAUGAGAAGAAUGCAGAGUUCCCGCAGAGGUUUAUCCUGAAACGAGAUGAUACCAGCAUGGACCGAGAUGAUAAUCAGAUCAGACUCCCCUUGCAGGAUGGGAGAAGGAGCAAAUCUAUAGAAGAGCGAGAGGAAGAGUAUCAGCGGGUCAGGGAGCGGAUAUUUGCACGAGAGACUGGCCAGAAUGGAUAUCUCACUGAUAGCAGAAUCUCCAAAGAAGGCUUUUCUUCUAGUUCUCACAAACGGAGGCAGAUUUUUAGGGGCAACCGGGACAGUUUGAACCGGGCCUCAGGCAGCCGCCAGAGCAGCACAGAGAGCGAGAUCAAGUCCCUGGAGCCUCGGCCAUGGAGCAGCACAGAUUCAGAUGGCUCCAUCCGCAGCCUGCGACCGCCUGUUACCAAAGCCAGCAGCUUCAGUGGCAUCUCCAUCCUGACACGGGGGGACAGCAUCGGGAGUAGCAAAGGCAGCGCUGCCAGCAGAACGUCCCGGGCAGGUACCAACUCUGCCAUGCCUUUCUCUGUUCAAGGUUUGGUACUAGGUGCCCCUGAAGCAUGCAGCCAGUCCCCUUCUUCACAGCCCAGCCGCGGCCUCCUACCCUGCACAGCCCAGCAGCCCCAACCGCAGCCACCCCAACAGCCACCACCGCAGCCCCAAGGACUUCCACCUGCAGCCCAGCAGCAGCCAGCCAUGAGUAACCACAUGAUAUCCCAGCCGGUCCCAGCGCUGCAGCCUGUUCAGUAUUCUCCAAGCUCCUGCCCCCAAGUCCUCUUGCCAGUCUCUCCACCCCAGCAGUACAACUUGGCGGACGAACUCAGCAACCCCUUUGGGCAGAUCAGCCUCAGCCGACAGGGCUCUACGGAAGCGCCGGAUCCUUCCUCGGCGAUGUUCCAGUCAUCCCUCAUCUCCCAGCAUCCUCAGCAGACAGGAUUCAUCAUGGCAACCCCUGGGCAGCCCAUUCCCACCUCCAACUACUCGGCCUCAGGGCACACGGCCCCCACACAGCAGGUGCUGCAGCCCCAGGGCUACAUUCAGCCUCCCCAGCAAAUUCAGGUUUCUUACUACCCUCCUGGGCAGUACCCGAACUCCAGCCAGCAAUACCGAUCUCUCAGUCACCCAGUGGCCUACAGCUCCCAGCGCACUCAGCAGCUCCCCCAGCAGUCCCAGCAGCCUGGUUUACAGCCAAUGAUGUCCAACCAGCAGCAAACAUACCAAGGUGUAAUGGGAGUGCAGCAGGCACAGCCCCCUGGGCUCCUCAACAGCCAGAGGAACAGCAUGGGGAGCCAGAUGCAGAAUAUGAUGGGAGUGCAGCAAGCGCAGCCCCCUGGCCUUCUCAGCAGCCAGAGGAGCGGUAUGGGGAGCCAGAUGCAAGGCCUGAUGGUCCAGUACACCCCACUGCCUUCGUACCAGGUUCCCGUGGCCAAUGAGUCCCAGAGCGUGGUCCAGCAGCCCUUCCAGCAGCCAGUGCUUGUACCAGCCAGCCAGUCUGUUCAGGGGGGGCUUCAGGCUGGAGGGGUACCCAUCUACUACAGCGUCAUCCCAACUGCCCAGCAGAACGGCACCAGCCCUUCGGUGGGGUUCCUGCAGCCACCAGGUUCUGAGCAGUAUCAGAUGCCACAGUCCCCGUCACCCUGCAGCCCGCCACAGAUGCAGCAGCAGUAUUCAGGGGUGUCUCCGUCAGGUCCUGGCGUGGUUGUGAUGCAGCUGAACGUCCCCAACGGCCCCCAGGCCCCCCAGAAUCCCCCUGUGGUGCAGUGGAGCCACUGUAAGUACUACAGCCUGGACCAGCGGGGGCAGAAGCCAGGAGACCUGUACAACCCAGACACCAGUGCUCAGGCCAGCACCCAGCUGAACAGCCCCAUCACGUCCCCCACCCAGUCCCCGACACCAUCUCCUGUCACCAACCUCAACAGUGUCUGCACGGGGCUGAGCCCCCUCCCUGUCCUCACGCAGUUCCCCCGGCCCAUGGGCCCGGCACAAGGUGAUGGGCGCUACUCAUUGCUGGGCCAGCCACUGCAGUAUAAUCUGUCUAUCUGUCCUCCACCACUGCUCCACAACCAGCCCAACUACAAUGCACACCAGGGGCAGACUGGAAUGAAACAUGGAAACCGGAGCAAGCGACAGGCCCUCAAGUCAGCAUCCACUGACCUUGGGACAAGUGAU
Molecule: messenger RNA, 2895 nt
Organism: Pelecanus crispus (Dalmatian pelican)
Lineage: Eukaryota; Metazoa; Chordata; Aves; Pelecaniformes; Pelecanidae
Source: RefSeq, a predicted model, not a curated record